This is a messenger RNA of Dracunculus medinensis (Guinea worm), 1602 nucleotides long. NCBI's taxonomy places the organism in Eukaryota, Metazoa, Nematoda, Chromadorea, Rhabditida, Dracunculidae. The record is from the annotation of a GenBank genome assembly.
AUGGCACCGAAAAAGGUAGCAGUUUAUGGGGCCGUUUCCAAUAAUGAUGUUAGCUGUUUAAAUAAAACUAUUGAGGAUCUGAGGUCACAACUAGCUUCGAUUACUGAGAAAUAUGAAAAACAAGAUCUAAUUGUGUAUUUAACUAGAUAUGUUGAAAUACUUAGAAAGCAUUUAAAAAUCGAAACUGAACAAGUAUUGGAAAUCAUUGAAGAAUAUUUUGAAAAGAAGGAAAAAGAACCAUGUCUAGUUGGCAUAAAAAUUCCAGAAAAAUCUACGGAUGAUGGAUCUACUACUGCCGAUAGGCUCUUAGCAGAAAACAUUUUAGCUGCUGCUGGACUUUUACUAAUUGAUAAGCCAAACAGUAUUUUCUGUACCAGUGAAACGUGGUUGGAUGACUCUAUUGACAAUCGCGAACUAAACUUUGACGGCUUUAUAGUAUCACGAGUUAUCAAGGAUAGAACAAUAAAUAGUUCAAAUAUUCGUGGAGGUGGGCUUACCAUGCUUAUUCCUGAUUAUUAUAAAUUUAUAACCUUCGAUGAUUAUGUUUGCUCCUCUUUUGAAUCUUUGAUAAUUAAAAUUUAUCUUAGUAGCAAAAAUAUUUCCCUUUCAAAUCUAUACCGCCCACCGGGCUAUGGAAGCAAGUUCACUAGAGACCUUUACAACUUGUUACUCAGAUUAAAAUUAAUUGGUACUGAUUAUGUAAUUGUUGGUGAUCUUAAUAUGCCAAAUAUAAAUUGGGAAAAGAAUUGUUUAAAAAGUAGCAAUAAAUUUGAAGAGGACUUUCUAAACUUUUGUACCUAUGUUGGUUUACAGCAACAUGUUAAGGUCGCCACUAGGUACAACACUAUAUUAGAUAUUGUGUUAGCUGCCCCUACCUCUCUUGUUGAUAAAUCACGUAGAAAUCAACUGCGAUCGUGGUGGGGAAAUCGAUCGUCUAAUGCUAGGACAAGAGGAUUAUUUUCUCGUCGCCACCAAAAAGAUUAUAAAAUAUCUGCGAAACAUUUUUUUCGAACGCCGAAGAGUCAUAAGCGAUCGGAUAUUGUAUGCAUUGAUGAAUCACUUCCUGAAAUAAUUCUUAAUGGUGUCCAUUGGCGUUUUCCGAAUGCUAAGCGUAAGGCUGAUAAAAGUGACGAUGAACCGGCACAAGCAAAGAAGAAAUUAAUGCAAAAUGAAAAAGCCAUGUACAUCCCUAUCAAAAGCGGAUGUCGUUUCGCUAUUUUAGUGAAGCAGCUGAAAUCUCUUCUCGGUCGAAUAUGUGAACAAAACUGUGACAAAUAUUUCUUAUUAGAGGAACGCGAUAAAAUUCUCCACAAAGCUCGAAUCAAAUCUAAUGAUGUGGAGAGAGCGGUUACAGUUCAGGGUACUUGUGAAGAUAUGUGUAGUGAAAAGGAAAGAUAUGCUAGAAUUGUUCAAAAAAGAGUUAGUCCUUACGAGUGCAAUCAUUUGGGUGAAAUGAUUCCUAAAAUAGCCGUGAAGGAAUACAGAAGAAGUGCGGCAGAUCAGGAAGAACCUCUUCCGCACGAGCUUCGCCCAAUUCAUGUUCUUCAUUCCACGAUGAAUUACCUUAUCGAAAAGAUUGCUAGCAAUAUUCCUUCACGUGAU